ACAAAAAAUUAUAUCAUGGGACACGAAAUGAAUCGUCCUGUCAUAGAGCUAGAUAAUAAAACACUGAUGAAUGUUUCAUUAAUUGACAAGAGGAUUUGAUACGGCUGAAAAUCUAUCCGUUACAAGACACUGAAAAUGUUGAACAAAAGUUCGCUAGGAAACUAACAUCAUCUGUAUGCUAAGGAUAUAUCACACGCAAAGAAUCCCAUAUUUGUUCUAUUAUGGAGUUACGACCACUUUCUUAGGAUUCCAGUCCACAAUCUAUCUACAACGAGGCCAUGCAUCUAGUGAAAAAGAAACUUUAAGUGUCUGAUAAAUACCACACAAUAUUAUUAAAUAAAAGUACAGAUUCCCCCAUUUCUGCAUAUAAACUGCAGUUCUAGCUUGCAAUCAAUAUUCAACAUUCAGUUGAAUGUUGAUUGCAAUAAACAAAUCAUAACAAAACAAUAUGAUCGCAAAGUAUUCUUUAGAAAAUACAAACUACAGCAACAAACAAUAUUCCUUGCUUCCCCUGUGAAUAUUUUUCCAAUUAAGACAUUUAAUAAUAAUCUUAUAUCAGUGUUACGAAAAUGAAAUAAUUAGAGUACGGUUCCUAGGAAGGCAGUGACGUUAAUUUUCAGCCGUCUGGCAUGCGAAAAAUGUUUGCAAAUGAGUUUCAAUGCCCGUCUCUGAGGUGGCCAGGUCCAAAACAUUUCUAUUCAGUACAUUCUGAAUGGAAAAUGAAACCGUCCCAGCACUCAGCGACCCGCUGGACGUGCCACGCACAAUUUUGCUCCUCAUUCACAUGUGUAUGAUAUGCCAUGGUGAAGGGUAGUGCUCACUCCCUCGGUGGAGGGUAGCGCUCACGCCCUCGGUGGAGGGUAGCGCUCACUCCCUCGGUGGAGGGUAGCGCUCACUCCCUCGGUGGAGGGUAGCGCUCACUCCCUCGGUGGAGGGUAGCGCUCACUCCCUCGGUGGAGGGUAGCGCUCACUCCCUCGGUGGAGGGUAGCGCUCACUCCCUCGGUGAAGAGUAGCAAGAGCAACAGAAACUUUAUUUAGUGUGCUAAGGAGCAUCAUCAACGCAAUAAAGUUCAUAGGAUGGGUUACAUAAAUUUAAAGAAAUGCAGAGACCCAAAAAUCUUCCUCAGUGUUACAGAGGGAAAACUUAAAUAGAAGCCGAGAAGGUAACACGACGUGAGGUAACGAUUUACAAAGGUGUGAGAACCCGUGAGAGUGAGAGCUCGCACCUUCAUCAACAUGACCUGAGAUUGUGAGGUACCUCUACGACCGUCAACAUGACCUCACAAUCACACCCUCACACUCUCCGCUUCCUCCUCCUGCUUUCCUUGUUAGGGUGUGGAGCCACGCUGGUGUUGCAAGAGGUAGAGGUCCCACAGUACAAGGAGCGUGGAUCACGUGCAGAACUCUGGUGCCGCUACAAGCUGGCCAACGCCACGCUCUACAGCCUCAAGUGGUAUAAGGGAGACAAGCUCUUUUACCAGUACAUCCCCGCUAACAACGUCACUAAGAACACCUUCUUUGUCCCGGGCGUCAAUGUUGACGUGGAGGGCAGCAACGCCGUGAUGGUGGCACUCCAGGACCUGGAACUGCGCUCCUCAGGAACCUACAAGUGUGAGGUGAUUACAGAAGCCCCGCUUUUUCACACUAAAUUUGGCGAAGGCAAUAUGACUGUCAUUGAGCUGCCGGAGAGCGCGCCAGUGUUGGACGGAGCAAAGAUGAGCUACCAGCUUGGGGAGCGUGUUCGUGUGAACUGUACCUCGCUGUUCUCCAAGCCUGCUGCCUCCCUAGAGUGGUACAUCAACGACCAGCUUGUGACUCAGCCACGAUUCCUGAAGCGAUACAAGCCCCACAAGGAGCCGGACGGCCUAGAGACAGCCGUGCUGGGCCUCACCUUCGUCACCAGCCGCGCUCACUUUCCCUCGGGUAAGAUGCGGCUCAAGUGCGUCGCCAAGAUUGCCACCGUCUACUACCAGUCACAGGAGACUUCGGUCAUCGAGACUGGUUUCCUCCCCCGCACUCAGGCUGAGGAACAUCGCCACGCUGGUCACUCCUACUUCUUCGGUAGUGGCACCAGCAGUAAUGGCGUAGCGUGGCUGCUGCUGUUCCUGGGUGCUCUCCUCAACACCUAGACUGCUGGUCCUGAUCGUCUGUUGAAGUGGUUGUGCGAACGCCAUUCUUGCUGUGGGGACGCCGGCAAUGCUCCAGAGAACGAUGCAACACAUUUCAUACGUUUGAGAGUACAGGGAAAAUGCUUUUGUCUGUUAUGUAACAAAUACGCUUAUAUGAAAUGGGUUGUCGAAUGAGUUCUUGUUCACAUUUGAAUGCGUUCAAAACAGCUGUAUAAAGUGACUAAAUACGAACUUCAUACUUAUUAUAAUGCCUCUGGACAAAUAGAACUCCAAAGCUGAAUUCGAACCCUUAGUUAUGUUUCAGUUUCCAUUUUCUGUGAAAGAAUAUGGUAGAGAGUUUCUUCUUUAACUGUAUAUCUGUAUUUGGAGAUGUAAAUAUUCACCCGAAUCAUAUACUUGUACGAUUAGUACAAGUUUGUGGCUUGUUUAGCCACUUAUGAAUACGUGAACUCCUCAAAGUCUUCUUCACAUGAAGACACUCUGGACAAUAAGAGGUGUCUUAUAAGACAUUUCUUUCAUGUUUGGAAGGAACACAUCGGAAACAUUUUUACGUCCAAAGAAACAAUUAUAUAUUGGAGCAGGAAGAACUGAUAAUUGCUGAAGGAAAUAUAGUGUACAGUUUACCAUAGAAGUCAUCGCUUACCAUUGGGUAGUCACUUAACUGUGACAGAUGGUCGUUUGGCUGAUGGGUCUAGACGCUGUUAACAGGUGAGGAGUUGAUAGUAAAACAGGCAGGAAUAAUUUAAGAUCCUUGUUAGUCGACAGGACAGAUUCCAGAGCAUCUUAUGUAGAUGUUUUUUACUAACCUUUAAUCUGUGUUCAUGGGCAUUACAUAGCAGCUGUACACUUAUGCAACACAACAUUACAUAGCUCAUUUCUAAGAAUGUAACAUAGGCAUUAGGAAGCUGUUCUAAACAUACGUAACAUGGAAAUUACAUAGCUGACAGAAGUAGUGUAUAAUUAAUAAUCAUUUAAGAUUCGAGUGAUAAAAUAAUGGUGCAAUAUCAAUUUGAACACUGUACGCCAUGUAGUGAGUCUCCUUAGGAUACAAUAGGAACUUAAAGACUGUAUCACUCUAAUAAUUGACUUACAUAAUUAAUGUUGGAAUGUCCUUUGUGUGUAAGCAUACGAAACUGCACAAUGAUUAAGUGAAUCAAAAGGCAAUAAAAUAACUCCACUGAGCAUCGAAACAGUUCACGUAGGCUAAUGCAUAUAUCCUGCUGUCACAGAAUCCAAUAGUAACUAGCCAAUUAGCUCUUUUGCCAAGAGAGUAUAUUGAACACUGCUUUAGUGAUUUGUGGGAAAAUAUUUCGUCCAAUUCAUACGUGAAGGUUCUCCUGAGCUACAGAGUAAUGCAGAAUUGUUAAGGCUCCCCAGUGUUGUGGAGGGAGUUCCUCGCCUUGUGGAAGACUCUAGCACCGUCAUGAGGCAGUGUGGAAGAUUCUAGCACCGUCAAGAGGCAGUGUGGAAGACUCUAGCACCGUCAAGAGGCAGUGUGGAAGACGCUAACACCACCAAGCGGACACAGUCACAAGCUAUGUAAGUCUCACAUAAUCGUUCCGUGUAAGGCGUGUGUGUAUUUAUUUACCAUGUAGUAUAGAGAUAACUAGCAAGAGAUAAAUAGAAAUGAUGAUAACUUAUGUUAUAAGUUAGGGUUUUAGAAGUUCCUUGUUAAAUAACACUACAACUAAUAGCAGUCCUUGUGUUCAUGCUUGCUCCUUUAGACCGUAAAGAAGCCAAUCUAGCUGUAACAUUGUAGUAGCGUGCGCACACACACACUCAUUUACUCAUUUACGUUAAUGGCCUAACUACGGAGGUGGAGUUCUAAAUGUUCGUUUGGGCAUGUGAUUCAAAAUUAAUAGUAAGAGUCGAGACACUUGAAGGUUGUAAAAUACUGCAAGAUGAACAAGACUAGCAGAAAAGUUGGUCUCAAAAAUGGUUAAUGGAAUUCAACGGCAGGAAAUGUAAGGUAAUUAAAUGGGAACAGGGGGGGGGGGCUGGAGACAAGCAGGAUGGGGUGUGUGUGUGUGUGUGUUUGUGUGUGUGUGUGUGUGUGUGUGUGUGUGUGUGUGUGUGUGUGUGUGUGUGUGUGUGUGUGUGUGUGUGUGUGUGUGUGUGUGUAUGUAUGUAUGUAUGUGUGUAUGUAUGUUCGUGUUCGCGUAAAUCCCGAGAUACGGUGUAAUGACUAAUUAGUAUAACUAAGAAAUAAAUAGAAUUAGAAAUAUAAAUAUUAAAUAACAAGCUCCUUAUUUCCAAAACAUUCUUGGAAAUCAGGUAAACCUUGGGAAUCAGGUAAAGGUAAACCUUGGAAGGCGUGAAUGAACAUAAAUGUCUAAAAAAAAUAUAGGAAUAUACUAAAAAAUGACAACGAUCAUUUAUCACUUGGAAUCACAAAAUUGAAGACUGUAUUUAUUUUGUUAUUGAUGAAAGGUGUUGAUUAAUUUUUGAGACAUGCGUUAGCAGGCAGAAAUUAUAAGGCUGUUUCUGUUGUUGCUGCUGCUAGUUUGUUGAAGGAGCUGUUGCUACAGCUUUAGUAAAAGCAGUCCUUGUGCAUUGUUAUUCUACCACCUCAUGUAUUAAACUGCGGCUGUCCAACUAGAGUUCAACAACAGGCUAGCCCCCCUUGAUUAAGGCUCGGAUAAGUUGUCCACACAUAAUAUUACAACCGGCAAGCCCUCUGUAUUAAGGUCUGAAUAAACUGUUCACAAACUUUUUGUCGCUAUAUUUUUUUUAAUUUAUAAUUUUUAUAGGUAUCACCUGUGUAUUGUGAGUCGUCUUGUUUGCUGUAUUAUUGUCUGUGAAACAAAUAAAGUCUAUCGAAGUUUA
This is a messenger RNA of Procambarus clarkii (red swamp crayfish), 4956 nucleotides long. Lineage: Eukaryota; Metazoa; Arthropoda; Malacostraca; Decapoda; Cambaridae. The record is from RefSeq and is a predicted model, not a curated record.